AUGUUUGAGGUGCACGUUCCUCCAUCUUGUAUGCUUGAUGGUGUUCAUUCGCAGCACUUUUUUGGAACCGGUGUCAUAAUAUAUCAAACUCAAGAUAUAGGAUUAGUUGCAGUUGACAAGAAUACUGUUGCAGUAUCUUCCUCUGAUGUGUUGCUAUCUUUUGCUGCUUUCCCCAUUGAAAUUCCUGGAGAGGUGGUAUUUCUCCAUCCUGUUCACAAUUAUGCUCUCAUAUCAUAUGACCCAUCUGCCUUGGGACCUGUUGGUGCUACAGUGGUUCGUGCUGCAGAGUUACUUCCAGAGCCAGCAUUAUGCCGAGGAGAUUCUGUUUACCUUGUGGGCUUAAGCAGAAGCCUUCAAGCAACUUCUAGGAAAUCAGUUGUUACCAAUCCUUGCGCUGCAUUAAAUAUAGGAUCGGCAGACUCCCCUCGUUACAGAGCAACUAACAUGGAAGUUAUUGAGCUUGAUACUGAUUUUGGUAGUUCAUUUUCGGGUGUGCUAACAGAUGAACAUGGAAGGGUCCAGGCUUUAUGGGGAAGCUUCUCUACUCAGAAGAAGAAAAAGAGAAGAAAGAUGAAAACUGGGAAAAGACGAGACAAGACAAUAUUUACUCAUACUUCAAAAGACUACCAGAUGCUGAAAUACAGUGGCAGUACAUCAGAAGAUCAUCAAUUCGUGAGAGGAAUUCCGAUUUAUGCAAUAAGCCAGGUCCUGGACAAGAUCAUAUCUGCUGCAAAUGGGCCACCUCUUCUCAUAAAUGGUGUCAAAAGGCCUAUGCCACUUGUGAGAAUAUUAGAAGUUGAACUUUAUCCAACAUUACUUUCAAAAGCUCGCAGUUUUGGAUUAAGUGAUGUUUGGAUUCAGGCACUUGUUAAGAAAGACCCAAUAAGACGGCAGGUUUUACGUGUUAAAGGUUGUUUGGCUGGAUCAAAGGCUGAGAAUCUUUUGGAGCAAGGAGACAUGAUUUUAGCAAUCAAUAAAGAACCAGUCACAUGCUUCCUUGAUAUUGAAAAUGCUUGCCAAGCCUUAGAUAAACCUAAUAUCAAUGAUGGCUUGCUCCAGAUGACUAUUUUUCGGCAGGGACGAGAGGUUGAACUUCUUGUGGGAACAGAUGUUAGGGAUGGAAAUGGAACAACCCGUACAGUUAAUUGGUGCGGUUGUGUAGUUCAAGAUCCACAUUCAGCGGUACGUGCUCUUGGAUUUCUUCCCGAAGAGGGUCACGGUGUUUAUGUGGCAAGGUGGUGUCAUGGGAGUCCGGUGCAUAGAUAUGGUCUCUAUGCUCUUCAGUGGAUAGUUGAAAUUAAUGGAAAACCAACUCCAGAUCUAGAUUCUUUUGUUAAUGUGACAAAGGAACUAGAGCAUGGAGAGUUUGUUCGUAUAAGAACAAUUCACCUCAAUGGGAAGCCACGAGUCCUAACAUUGAAGCAAGAUUUGCACUACUGGCCUACAUGGGAAUUGAGGUUUAAUCCAGACACUGCAGUUUGGCACCGUAAUGUAAUCAAGGCAUUGAACUACAGUUCUGUAUGA
Messenger RNA from Lathyrus sativus (Indian pea), 1524 nucleotides. Lineage: Eukaryota; Viridiplantae; Streptophyta; Magnoliopsida; Fabales; Fabaceae. The record is from the annotation of a GenBank genome assembly.